AUGACCCAGACUGCGACACAGACUGCGAGGCAGACUGCGAGGCAUGCUUUCAGAGAAGGCUAUCUCGUCAAUGACGGGCUUCUUGAGUCUGGCAUGAUUGGGAAGCUCAAACAGUCUUACCCAUCUGAGCCGAUCGCAGACCUGAGGGCCCGCUAUGAAGAGGAUGGCUAUCUGUUCAUGAAAGGUCUCCUCCCACGCUCUGACGUUCUUGAUUGUCGGGAAGCGUACUUCCGUUUCCUCAGUCCGAGUGGUGUUAUGCAACCCAAUUCGGCUCCCGUUGAUGGCAUCUUCGAUCCUGAUAACAAGGGUGUCCACUAUCCCAGUAUUGGCGCUGGCCCUUUCGGUAAAGAGCAGAUCAACCCAGGUUCAUUCGCGAGCCUUGCGGAGAAAGCCCAUACGGAGGACUUUUACCUUGAGUUUUCGAGACAUCCAGCCCUCAGGGAGUUCGUUUCCAGGCUGAAAGGCUGGGGCGAUGAUACAAAAUUACUCCCAAGGUCUUUGUGGCGACAUAUCAAGACUUUUCGUGGGAAGGGGUCAAUCAAGUUAGUUGCAUCAACAUGGAGAGAUAUCACAUGUAUCAAGGGCAAUACAUAA
This is a messenger RNA of Fusarium verticillioides 7600, 594 nucleotides long. RefSeq lists its product as hypothetical. Bases 1 to 594 code for a protein of 197 amino acids. The transcript has a single exon. NCBI's taxonomy places the organism in Eukaryota, Fungi, Ascomycota, Sordariomycetes, Hypocreales, Nectriaceae. The record is from RefSeq and is a predicted model, not a curated record.